Fusarium redolens is the source of this 1539-nucleotide messenger RNA. RefSeq lists its product as uncharacterized. Gene Ontology annotation, molecular function: DNA-binding transcription factor activity, RNA polymerase II-specific; zinc ion binding. NCBI's taxonomy places the organism in Eukaryota, Fungi, Ascomycota, Sordariomycetes, Hypocreales, Nectriaceae. The coding region runs from base 1 to 1539 and encodes 512 amino acids. The record is from RefSeq and is a predicted model, not a curated record. The transcript has 4 exons. Gene Ontology annotation, biological process: regulation of DNA-templated transcription.
AUGCCCUCCCCCAUCGCAGAUCGCCGAAAAGCGCGUUCCAAAAACGGUUGUUUAACAUGUCGUAUUCGAAAAGUCAAGUGUGAUGAACAAAGACCUGUUUGUAAACGCUGUGAGAACAGUCCUAAUAGGUGUGAAUGGCUCGAACCAGGCCAAGCACUCAGUGCAAGGGGGAAAGGGGUUUCUAGUCCUGCGUAUGGAAGUCCGAGGUUCCUUGCUUCGAGUGAAUCGCCUGCGAGCUUUGACUCUGGAAGUCCUGCUUCACCGGCGAGUUAUGAAGGACAACGGGUGAAUUUAUCGGCGGCGCAUGUACCGCUUGCGAAUUCGCUGCAGUUGAGUGAGCAGGACAGAGCGGCUUUUGCGUAUAUCCCUUACUCAACCAUGGUGGUGAGUUAUGGGAAACUCUGGCCGUGGAGUUGUUUCUCGUAUAUCUAUGCGAAUAUCGCGAGUCUGUAUCCUGGCGUGAUGAGGAGUUUUAUCGCGGUUGCGAAUAUGGAGUUACGAGCGAAGGAUUUGCUUGAGGCGAGUGCGUCUUCAGAGAGGGCGAGUCGGCUUGGGGCUUCGGCGGCGGUGCAUUAUACACAGGCGUUAAAGGAUUUGUCGUCGUUGUUGGAUCGUAUUUGUCAGACGCCGGAGCAGGAUUGUGAUAUUGAUGCGUUGUUUACGAUGUGGUUUUUGAUCAUGAGAUAUGAGGCUUGUGAUUCGGAGACUACGGGGGCGUCGUUGUUGCAUCUUGAUGGGAUACGGUUGUUCUUGAGGCCGUAUUUGCGGGAUGAUGGACAGGCGACUGAGAAGAAGUUGCCUUGCGUGGCUCAAGCAAUGCUCCUGUACACAUUAUAUCUUGAUGCCGACUCAGCAACUGGCAACAUGAACAGCGGACAGUUUUGUCUCGACUUUCUCUCCCGCGACGUUCAUGACUACAUCUCACAUGAACACCUCUUCCUUAGUGUCCGAUCAGCACUUCCUAAGAUAUGGGGUGAGCAAUAUCCUAUAUCCGAACUCCUCGAUGAUCUAGAGAACUACCGGCCCUUACGCCUCUAUCAUCUAUGUCAAGGUUCCAAGCUUGAGCUCCUCAGACUAGCACGGUCAACAACGCACGGUGGAUACGACGAUCUGAAGAAACUCUGGCGACAUGUCGAAAGCUUUGGUGACGAAUUCGCCGACAUCCUCCUCCUCGCCAAAAAGGCACCAUCCUCCGGCGGCAAACGCCUCAUGUGGACAGUCUACUCCGCCGCCCUCGACUUCCACGCCCUCCAAAUCCUCUGCUCCAGCCUAGACACCUACAACGAAACCCCCUUCAAGCCCGAGCCCUCCCUAUCCUACAUCUUCACCGUCGCCACAAAAGCUCUCGAAGAAGAUCCGCGUCAGGUUUACCGCUUUAUGUGGUCACUCUCCGUGGCGCUCAGUAAAACAAACGGGCAUAGUAGUCAGGUUUGGUUAUCUACGCAGCUUGCUAAAGCGAGGGUUCUAUUACCUAGAUUUGGAGUUCCGGGGUUGAUACUUGAGCAGUGUGGGGGUUUAUGUAACGAGGGGACACAGUAA